CAAAGGGCGACAAUUUCCAUUUCGGUCCUAGCACCUGUCAAAACAACUCACAUUUCUGAAAACACUCAAAAUGACAUCGCAGAAGGAAUCAACCAAUCUAAAGCUGAAUACAUGUGGCUCUGAAUCUGACCCUCCAAGUAUACCUAAACGAAGACAAGAGCUCCUGAAAUGGAAUGGUUGGGGAUACAAGGAUUCCAAAUUUAUCGUCAACAAGGACAACCAUGUGGAAUUCACAGGAGAAAGAUACCAACUGAGUGGUCACACUCUGACCCAUAUGAGGGAUUGGAUGACAGAGGCAGUGGGAAUAAGUCUUGACCACAAGACCCCACCUCAGGGUGAAAUCACAGCCAAAGACAUGCCAACUCCGUUAAGAAAUGAGGAGUUUCUUGCAGAAUUGAGGAGAACAAAUAUUUCCCACUCUGAUGACUGUCAGGACAGGCUCUUCAGGGCUCAUGGGCACACACUUAGUGAGAUGUUCAUUUUGAGAGAAGGAAAGUUCAAGAGAAUGCCAGAUUUGGUCAUCUGGCCAUCUUGCCACAAUGACGUUGUGAAGGUCGUGGAGCUGGGGUGUAAACACAAUGUGUGUAUUAUACCGUUUGGUGGGGGAACAAGCGUGUCUGAGGCUAUUUUAUGUCCGGAGAACGAGAGCCGCAUGAUUAUCUCCCUUGACACCUCACAGAUGAACAAGAUUAUGUGGGUAGAUGAGAAGAACCUAGUGGCCCACUGUGAGUCUGGGAUUAUCGGCCAGGACUUGGAGAGAUUGCUUGGAAAGAAGGGUUUUUGCACGGGCCAUGAGCCUGACUCCAUGGAAUUCAGUACCCUUGGCGGUUGGGUGGCCACACGGGCAUCGGGGAUGAAGAAAAACAUCUACGGCAAUAUCGAAGACCUGGUUGUUCAUGUUAAGUUUGUUACCCCUCGAGGAACAAUGGAGAAAUCCUGCCAGGUGCCGAGAAUGUCAUCAGGGCCCGAUAUACACCACUUUAUGCUGGGUUCUGAAGGCACACUGGGGGUAGUUACGGAGGUGACAAUCAAGAUCCGACCAGUUGCUGAGUGUAAGAAGUAUGGCUCUAUCGUGUUCCCAGACUUUGAAAAUGGUGUGGCGUGCUUAAGGGAAAUCGCUAGGCAGAAAUGCGCACCAGCAUCAAUACGACUGAUGGACAAUGAACAAUUUCAGUUUGGUCAUGCAUUGAAGCCUGAGUCCAAAUCUAAGUUCACUAACUUUAUGGAUGGGCUGAAGAAAUUUUACCUCACCCGAAUUAAAGGUUUCGAUGUGCACAACAUGGCUGUGGCCACGCUGCUCUUCGAAGGUGCCAAAAAGGAUGUGGAUGCUCAAGAGAAAAGGGUGUACGAAAUAGCUGCUCAAUUUGGGGGACUUGCGGGAGGAGCAGACAAUGGAGAGAGAGGCUAUAUGUUGACAUUUGCCAUUGCCUACAUUCGGGACAUCGGAUUUGACUACUACAUUGUUGCAGAGUCAUUUGAAACUUCUGUGCCUUGGGAUAGAUGUCUAGACCUGUGUAAGAAUGUGAAGGACCGUGUACACCGGGAAUGUAAGGAGAGAGGAAUACAGUUCCCACCUUACGUCACAUGCAGGGUAACACAGCUCUAUGAUGCUGGUGCUUGUGUGUACUUUUACUUUGGGUUCAAUUACCGGGGCAUCCAGAAUCCUGUACAAAUGUAUGAAGAUAUAGAGUCCUGUGCAAGAGACGAAAUCCUAGCCAACGGUGGGAGCAUUUCUCAUCACCAUGGUGUCGGCAAACUCCGAAAACGCUGGCUCAAAAAGACCAUCGGGGAUGUUGGCCUGGGUACCAUGAGAGCAAUAAAGGAAUACAUCGACCCACAGAACAUCUUUGGCUGCGGCAAUCUGAUGGUUGGAGAACCGGAGGAGCAUGAUUAUAACGCUCAUGCUGACGUGAAAAAUGUGCUUGCUAGCAAAUUGUAACAUAUCACAUGAAUGAUUCAGCGAUUGUAAACGAUUGUGAGCACGAUUCUUGAAUGUAUUUAUGAAACAAUGAGACAAUCGAACAAAAUAUAUAUCACAGUGUAUGUCAGAGAAUUCUUUUGUACUUUUUUAACUAUUAUUGUACAAUGUUCGAAUGCUUGAAUGAAUCAUAUCUAUUUUAAAAUUCAAAACAAACAAUUAAAUAUACAUACAAUAUAUGGUUUACAUGUUUACCUGUUCAUUAAUCAAGUUAUUUCACUAUUCUUAAUUUAUCACUAUUAUUUCUUAAAUUAUAAUUAAAACUUACAAAAUAGAAAAAUCAACCUAUUGGGUACUAAGGGCUAUUCCAUUAAAACAUCUAACCCACGGGGGGGAGGUAAUUAUUUAAAUAGUAUUUAGGUCUUUUCUUGCUAAUUUGGACCCUAAAAGGGUGACUGUGCUUCUGUAGGGGUGGAAUAUCUUAAAAGUCCCCCAGGGGCCGGGGUUAUAUGUUUAAAUGGAAUAGCCCUAAAGUCACAUUUCGCAUUCCUGCCCAUGCAGUGACCAAAUAUUAAACUAUUUUUUCUUCUUUCUUUAAGUUCCCCUUGUUAUUAAAAAGUUUUAUGACACAAUUGAAAUAUUCAGUGUUAGAUGAUUUGCAUUAAAUGUGUUUCAAAGGUAAGUGAUGAAAAGAAGCUGAAGAGUCCAUAUACACAUGUAUUUGCUUAUCCAUAGUGUGUAUACAUGUGUUUGAGCAUAAUUAUAGUCAUUACCUUGACAACUGUUGAAGUUGAGGCAAUCUGUUCUAUGUUUAUGUUUUUGUUAUUCUGGAUUAAACUUACAUGAUUUAAAAGAUUCAGACUAUUUUUGUUUCUAAUUACUUUUAAUGCAAUAUUUUCAUUUUACUAAUUCAUAGCUUACUGUGAUAAUACAUUGAUGCUGAAAGUUCUUGUUAUGAAUGUUGUACUUCACUUUAAGUCAUUCCAAAACCAUACAGCUAUUAUUUUAUUGCUAGAAAUGUGGAAAAAAGGUUUGAGUGUAAAGUCUAUCCUUAAAAGUUUCAUUGGCGUUUUUGUUAGUUCUUUUUCAAAUAUGUUGAUGAUGAAGAUUUUGGGGGAAAUUUUGUUUUUGGAACGGCAUAUUUGAAGGACUUGCUGUUAUCUGUUAAGCACUACAGUUUGUAUAACAUUGAUUUCAUUGACGAGCUCAUCUGUUUGUACCGAAAAAGUAUUGUCAUUGAUUUGCUGACAUUGUCACCGCCUUUUGCAUCAUCUGUGUCAGCAUGCAUCAACUUUCACCUUGGCCAUAACUUAAAACCUGUCGAACAUAUUCAAAUAAAACCUACCACACAUGUUGCCAAAGACAAUACACAAGUGUUAAGCUAGGCCCAUAACUCUGUUUUACAUUACUGUGGAGUUAUGCCCCUUGUUUGACUGAAAAAGCAUCAGAUGAGUUGAAGAACAAAAUUCAUUGUGAUACAUUUUAACAAAGGAAUGGAAUUAUGAUUUGUACAUGUUAAAUGUAGAUUUAACCAUAGGUGUACAAUGUGGACUCUUGCUGAUAUGGCUAUUCUUAAAAUUGACUUAACCAUAGGUAGCAGCGAUAGAUAUUAAUAUACUUUUCACCUGCUCUGAUAUUGCCAUAGCCUAUGAUAGUAAUGCAUGUACCAAUAGUUGUCGAAAUUGUUUUACUUAUACACCAUUGCUAAUUCAUGUUAAGGUAUAAAAAAAACAUGAAGGUAAGCUGUUCUACGCUGGUAAUUUCUACUUGACAUCACGUAAAGGUAAGCUGUUCUACACUGGUGAUUCCAACUUGACAUCACAUAAAGGUAAGCUGUUUUAUGCUGGUGAUUCCUACUUGACAUCACAUAAAGGUAAGCUGUUCUAUGCUGGUGAUUCCUACUUGACAUCACAUAAAGGUAAGCUGUUCUACACUGGUGAUUCCUACUUGACAUCACAUGAAGGUAAGCUGUUCUACACUGGUGAUUCCUACUUGACAUCACAUAAAGGUAAGCUGUUCUACACUGGUGAUUCCUACUUGACAUCACAUAAAGGUAAGCUGUUCUACGCUGGUGAUUCCUACUUGACAUACCAUACCGUAAAGUCUAUCCUUAAAAGUUUCAUUGGCGUUUUUGUUAGUUCUUUUUCAAAUAUGUUGAUGAUGAAGAUUUUGGGGGAAAUUUGUUUUUUGGAACAGGCAUAUAAGAAGGACAUGCUGUUACCGUUUAUUUAGCACAACAGCUUAUAUAACAUUGAUUUCAUCGACGAGCUCAUCUGUUUGUACCGAAAAAGUAUUGUCAUUGAUUUGCUGACAUUAUCACCGCCUUUUGCAUCAUCUGUGUCAGCAUGCAUCAAUACACAAGUGUUCAGCUAGGCCCAUAACUCUGUUUUACAUUACUGUGGAGUUAUGCCCCUUGUUCGACUGAAAAAGCAUCAGAUGAGUUGAAGAACAAAAUUCAUUGUGAUACAUUUUAACAAAGGAAUGGAAUUAUGAUUUGUACAUGUUAAAUGUAGAUUUAACCAUAGGUGUACAAUGUGGACUCUUGCUGAUAUGGCUAUUCUUAAAAUUGACUUAACCAUAGGUAGCAGCGAUAGAUAUUAAUAUACUUUUCACCUGCUCUGAUAUUGCCAUAGCGUAUGAUAGUAAUGCAUGUACCAAUAGUUGUCGAAAUUGUUUUACUUAUACACCAUUGCUAAUUCAUGUUAAGGUAUAAAAAAAAAUCAUGUCUGAAUGGGAAUUGAAAUUUUGCUAUAGAAAACCAAUUUAAUUUAGUUCAAGAUUUAACAUGCUAUUCGGCUUUCCAACCAUUCACACUAAAUCUGAAUCUAUAAAGUAAUGUGUUGAAGGGAAUCUAAACUUCUAAAUGAUUACACAUGUCUUAAUACAUUCUCCAACUAGGGUAUAUACAAUAUUUGUUCUGGUAUGUCAUAAUUAAUGUUAGUGUUUCAUUGUUGCAUUAUUUUAUUUUAUACCAUAAUUAUUCAUAUAAUAUUUGUAUUGUGGAGGCUUAAAUGUAGAAGUAUGAUUUAUUUGAUUAAUUUGUAAAUUAUUUACAUAAUUAAGUGUAUAUGCAAUUUAUAUUACUUAUGCAUAAUAAAAAGUACACAAUUUA
Mya arenaria is the source of this 5030-nucleotide messenger RNA. Its product is annotated as alkyldihydroxyacetonephosphate synthase, peroxisomal-like. Bases 71 to 1939 code for a protein of 622 amino acids. The transcript has 18 exons. The record is from RefSeq and is a predicted model, not a curated record. Lineage: Eukaryota; Metazoa; Mollusca; Bivalvia; Myida; Myidae. Gene Ontology annotation, molecular function: FAD binding; alkylglycerone-phosphate synthase activity. Gene Ontology annotation, biological process: lipid biosynthetic process.